AUUGGCAGUUGGUGAGACAGUCACUAGUCACUAGUCAGGCUCUCGCUCCCACCGGCCGACCACGUACGUGUCUCUCUCCCGACCCACGGCAUACAACAAACGGAUAACAAUUCUAAUCCGACAAGAAAAACCCGCGGAAAACCAUUACAAGAUCAUUUUUAUGAAUUGUAAUGGUCCUAGGUUUCUCCACUCUUAUACUGAAGAUAUUGUGAACCGAUCAAUUUGCAUUUGUUACAUGAGAGAGGAUUCUUUCGUACCACUUUUACUUUGUGGACGGCCUUUCAAGUUUUUCUCAUUUGGCUAUAGAGAACGUUGAAAUGUACUAAAGAACGCUUUUUUUUAGUUAUAAAUCCUUUUUGUUUUCACCCCUUUAUAUUUCUUUUAAUUUAAAGAAAAGACUUUUUUUAAAGUUUUUAUUUUUCAAUUUUCUCCAAGAGAAAUACGCCUGUGAUCGUUCGUUAUACGGAGAAGUGUGAAGUGUUCAAAUUUUGUGAUUUUUGUUGUGUUCUUUUUGUUUCUUUUAAAUAUUUUAUUUUAAAACACCGUACUAAAACAAAUCUACCAAAGAAAAAUUUCAAUAUUCGACAAUAAAUCGUCUCAAUUAUUUCGAAGAAGCUGUCACAAAUCUCGUUGGAUUCCUUUAUCGUCAACGGUUAAAUAAGCUGGCUCUCGGCAUGGUCUACCUUCCAGGGGAUUGGGGAAUGGGCGAGAUCGAUAAAGGAAAAAGGAUUGGUCAGGAACUCCUUGAUAUAGACCAAGAUGAAGUCGCACUACUUCCUCUCAACAACCAGGUUGGAGGUCAUACUAGGCUUUUGCUCCUCGACGAAGGAACGAUUUGCAAACCGCUCAACAAAAGGGAACUCGAGUUCUACCAGAACAUUCCCGCUGACAUCAAACUCUUCGUCCCGAAAUACAAGGGUGUAAUGCAGGGGACUGGAGAUGUAAAAUUAGAAAAAAGGUACAGUCCUAGUUUUCGGGACGACUCCACUAGACCGACCAAGAGGAAAAGGGACGAUGUCUUGAGGAUGAAAGUCCGCAGGAACAAGAGCGUCAAUGAAGUGAUGAAGAAUGGCACCCAGCACCUGGAAACGUCCAGCAAACAAUAUUUUCUGCUGCUCGAAAACAUCACGAGUAGAUAUUCAAGGCCGUGCAUACUCGACCUCAAGAUGGGCACGAGACAGCACGGGGACGACGCCUCUGCUGAAAAGCGGAGCAAGCAGAUGGCCAAGUGCGCCGCCAGCACAUCCGCAUCCUUGGGUGUCAGACUGUGCGGCAUGCAGGUGUACCAGGCUGACACGGAGAAGUUCGUUAAAAAAGACAAGUACUGGGGCAGGGAGCUGGACGUAGAAGGCUUCAAAGGUGCCCUGUAUAAGUUUUUCCACAACGGUUUUUCCCUCAACCGUCUCGCCAUAAGAAAAGUAAUCACGAGGCUGGAAAAGUUACGACAAGCCAUUGAAAAACAAUCUAGCUACAGGUUUUACUCCUGCUCGUUACUGAUAACGUACGAAGGAAGCGUGGAUGUCGAAAACGAUUCUGGACUAAGCAGCGAGGAUGCUAUGGACAAAGAAACAAACGAAAGCGCCCGCAGCAUGCCCGGUUCAUCACCGAAAGGCUUCGUACCAAUAUCAGAAGAGACAAUGGAUGUGACUUCGCUCUCAGUUUCUUCGAGGAGUUGUUCGCCGAUGUGCGGAGACUGGGAGGACAACUCGUCGAGCGAAAACAGCAGUGCCUCCUCCGGCGGUAUGCACUCGGAAGAAGAGGCCUCAAGCUCGUCCAUGUCCACGUUCGACCUUCUCACCUCGACACCGAUAAAAGAAGAGGUGAAACGCAAGAGGAGGAACUGGAGCCAGGACCCGGAAGUGGACGUACGCAUGAUCGAUUUCGCCCACACGACCUUCUUCUCCUCCAGGAGGAGCUUGUCCAACAACUGCACCAUCCACCAAGGGCCCGACGGCGGCUUCCUCACUGGUCUGGCGUCACUCGACAAACUUCUCAACCAAAUUCUGUCCGAGGACGAUUCCAACAUUCCAUGCGGAAACAAUUUCGACGGACCUUGAAUCUUCCAUUGCGACGUUUUAACGCCUUUUACUUUUUAAAUGCAUUUUAUAUCAUGUAUAUGAUUAUAUAUAUAUUGAUUAUAUAUUGUAAAAAAUCA
Cimex lectularius (bed bug) is the source of this 2155-nucleotide messenger RNA. RefSeq names its product inositol hexakisphosphate kinase 1 (gene Ip6k). Gene Ontology annotation, biological process: phosphatidylinositol phosphate biosynthetic process; inositol phosphate biosynthetic process. The record is from RefSeq and is a predicted model, not a curated record. Gene Ontology annotation, molecular function: inositol hexakisphosphate kinase activity. Gene Ontology annotation, cellular component: cytoplasm; nucleus. The transcript is spliced from 10 exons. The coding region runs from base 675 to 2057 and encodes 460 amino acids. NCBI's taxonomy places the organism in Eukaryota, Metazoa, Arthropoda, Insecta, Hemiptera, Cimicidae.